Messenger RNA from Stomoxys calcitrans (stable fly), 717 nucleotides. RefSeq lists its product as uncharacterized. The coding region runs from base 1 to 717 and encodes 238 amino acids. Lineage: Eukaryota; Metazoa; Arthropoda; Insecta; Diptera; Muscidae. The record is from RefSeq and is a predicted model, not a curated record. The transcript is spliced from 2 exons.
AUGAGUGUAUUCGUAGUUUUAUUAACCUUAUGGACAGUAACCUGCGCCGCUCCUCAAUAUGGAUACGAACAACCUAUUAUUGGAGGACCAGCUGGCACCUACAAUGGAUUACCUGCUUCCGGUGCCGCUGGUCAUGGAGGUGACAAGUAUUUACCACCUGCAGCCACCACGGUUGCUCCUUUGAUACGCAAACAAUUCUAUGUGAUUUCUGCUCCCGAUGAUAGUGAUAAUCAGCCCAAAAACAAACAUUUGGUCUUGGGCCGUCCUCAAAGGAACUAUCGUGUGGUAUUUAUCAAGGCUCCCAACUCUGGUGCUGGCAACAUUAAAUACUCUGCUGAAUUUGCCCAAAAUGAAGAGAAAACAGUUAUCUAUGUACUUAAUAAAAAGGAUGAUGAGUUGGAUGCCAGCGAUAUUGCCACACCAGCACCAACAGCAGCCAGCCAACCUGAAGUGUUUUUCAUCAAAUACAGGACCGAUGAUGAGGCCCAGCAAGCUCAAAAAGAAAUUCAAGCCGAAUAUGACAAACUGGGAGGCACCAAUGAAGUUGCCGAUGAAACCACCGCUCCUAUCACCUCCGUCAUUGGUUCCUUGGAGGGCCUUAAUACCGACGGCAGCUACAACUAUCGUCAAACCAAUGAGAAUUCAGGAAAUUCUAAAACUCCUGAAGUUCCCAGCAGCCAAUAUCUGCCAUCAGUAUUUAAACAUAAAACCGCUUAA